ACUGGGUUUCUGACAUGAUAGAGGUAAAAAUAGGGACAAGAGACGUAGAGAGAGAGAGAGAGAGAGAGAGAGAGAGAGAGAGAGAGAGAGAGGAGAGAGAGAGAGAGAGAGAGAGAGAGAGAGAGAGAGAGAGAGAGAGGGAGAGAGGCAGAGGGAGAGAGAGAGAGAGCGUGAGAGCGAGAGAGAGAGAGAGAGAGAGAGAGAGAGAGAGAGAGAGAGAGAGAGAGAGGGAGAGAGAGAGAGAGAGAGAGAGAGAGAGAGAGAGAGAGAGAGAGAGAGAGAGAGAGAGUGAGAGAGAGACACGCACACACAUACACCCCUUUUUUUCUCGAAGGUAAUGCCGAUUUUAGGUGGCACCAUUGUAGA
Molecule: messenger RNA, 366 nt
Organism: Closterium sp. NIES-67
Lineage: Eukaryota; Viridiplantae; Streptophyta; Zygnematophyceae; Desmidiales; Closteriaceae
Source: the annotation of a GenBank genome assembly